AUGCACAUUAGAGGCUUUCUUAAUCGGCAUGCAACCAGCUCCAAUUCAACAUGAUUUGGCUUUAAGUGCUGUUUCCACAUGUUAACGUUAUCUCUGGAUUUAAAGAUACACAGGAGCAGACCGUGGCUGAGUGAGAUUCCACACUCCUUGGGGGCAAGGGGUGAACAAAUUGACUGCCUCACAGCGACCAAUUGAUCUGCAAACUGAUUUUUCUCUACUCACCGGAGGAAAACAAACAGGUGGAAAAUGAGGGUUGUGCAUGUUUUGGGGAUCGUGAGUGCUUUGGGCAUCGGGCUUCUCUGUGUUAACCCUGCUGAAGCUCAGUUUCCCCGAGCCUGUUGCACAGUAGAGGGGAUCCUGUCCAAGCAGUGCUGCCCUGCUCUGAGCUCAGAUCCUGCCAACGUCUGCGGCUCUCUGUCUGGCAGAGGGAGCUGCAGUCCGGUGCGAGUCGACUCCAAACCCUGGGGAGGACCCUACAGACUCAGGAACGUGGACGACAGAGAGAGGUGGCCCACCAAGUUCUUCAAUCAGACCUGCCGAUGCAACGGUAACUUUGCCGGCUAUGACUGUGGUCAGUGUAAGUUUGGUUGGACCGGUCCAAACUGUGACCAGAGAAAAACGCCUGUGGUGCGGAAGAACAUCCACUCCCUUAGCAGUGAGGAACUCCGAGAGUUCUUGGAUGUUCUGGAUCUGGCUAAGAACACCAUCCACCCAGAUUACAUGAUUGCCACACAGCACUGGCUGGGCUUGCUGGGACCAAACGGCACUGAGCCGCAGUUUGCCAACAUUUCCAUCUAUGACUUCUUCGUCUGGCAACAUUACUACUCAGUCAGAGACACGCUACUAGGUCCAGGCCGCCCUUUCAAAGCCAUAGAUUUCUCACACAAAGGUCCAGCAUUUAUCACCUGGCACAGGUACCAUAUUUUGAGCUUGGAAAGAGAGCUGCAGAGACUGACGGGUAAUGAGAACUUUGCGAUCCCUUACUGGAACUUUGCCACAGGACAGAGUGAGUGUGAUGUGUGUACAGACUCUCUGCUUGGAGGCAGGAACCCAGACAACCCUUUCCUCAUCAGUAACCAGUCGAGAUUCUCCAGAUGGGGGGUGGUGUGCAACAGUUUGGACGAUUACAACCGCCUGGUGACUCUUUGCAACGGCACAACGGAGGGUUUCAUUCAGAGAGGGAUGGUGGGGAGAACCAACAUGUCUCUGCCUACCAUGACUGAUGUCAGAAGCUGUUUAGGAAUCAGAGAGUUUGACAGCCCUCCAUAUUUCACCAACUCCUCCUUUAGCUUCAGAAACGCACUUGAAGGGUACGAAAAACCAGACGGAGAACUGGAUGAGACGGUUGACAGCCUUCAUAACCUCGUCCACAAUUUGCUCAAUGGAACGAGCGCCUUGUCCCACUCUGCAGCCAAUGAUCCCAUCUUUUUGCUGCUCCAUUCUUUUACCGACGCCAUUUUUGACGAGUGGAUGCGCAGGUUCCUUCCAUCCAACGCCACGUACCCGGACGAGAUGGCCCCCAUUGGUCACAACAGGGACUACAACAUGGUUCCCUUUUUUCCUCCGAUCACUAACGAGGAGAUCUAUGUCACAUCGGAUCAGCUGGGAUACUCCUAUGCCAUUUCGCUUGAUGAUGCAGAUGGAGGAGCCGUGUUUGUACUGGGUUCCACGCUGGGAGGUGUUUUUGUUGGCCUACUGGUGCUUCUCCUUAUCUUUGUGCUCUACCUGCGUCAGCGGAGAAACAGAGGCUUUGAACCGCUGAUAAGGGCAGAUUUCACGAAUAGGAAAUACACGGAGGAGGCCUAGCCUUCACCUCUCAUUCCUAAAUGAACCCCAGUGCUCAAGCUUACCUCAGAGCAAUGGAGCUGUCGGUGUAUGAUGUUAGAAAAUGUACUGAUCCUCCAAGUGAAUGAAAAACGUCCUCUUCGACAUUAAGUCUAACCUUAGAAUAACAUUUUUCUGGAUCGUGUACAGUGCCCUGCAAAAGUAUCCAAAUGCUUUGAACAUUUUAAAUUUCUAUAAAUUCAAAAUCAAAAAAA
Messenger RNA from Fundulus heteroclitus (mummichog), 2039 nucleotides. It is a transcript of the gene dct, whose product is annotated as dopachrome tautomerase. The transcript is spliced from 8 exons. Gene Ontology annotation, cellular component: melanosome. Gene Ontology annotation, biological process: melanin biosynthetic process from tyrosine; positive regulation of neuroblast proliferation; ventricular zone neuroblast division. Gene Ontology annotation, molecular function: oxidoreductase activity; dopachrome isomerase activity. Lineage: Eukaryota; Metazoa; Chordata; Actinopteri; Cyprinodontiformes; Fundulidae. The record is from RefSeq and is a predicted model, not a curated record. The coding region runs from base 247 to 1806 and encodes 519 amino acids.